Messenger RNA from Paramuricea clavata, 5826 nucleotides. Lineage: Eukaryota; Metazoa; Cnidaria; Anthozoa; Malacalcyonacea; Plexauridae. The record is from the annotation of a GenBank genome assembly.
AAAUUUGUCCAGUGAAAUUUGAGCGUCUGGGUUGCUAUAAAGACAGACACCAACCUUUGAUGCGCCCAUUGAAUGAAUACAUUCUGACAGAUCGAGAUAGUACGCAUCCUGUAUCCAGUGGUAGAAGUAUUGACUGGAAUAACUUUGAUACCUACCUGCCCGACCUCGCAUGCCGGUGUGCAAUGAAGACUGUCGAGAAAGGAUGGAAUACUUUUGGUGUCCAGUAUUAUGGUAAGAUAUACCGACAUUUCUGAACAUGAACCAUGCUCGGUGAAAGAAACAUCGUAGCCUAAUGAGCGAUUAGUGGCGAAAAAAAAUUUACAUCAGGGGUUCUGCUAUGCCCGAAUCAAGCGAAAAAUAGGAUCGUCUUAGACGAAGUGAGAAGAGUUGUUGAACAAUAUUAAUAAAUAGCUUAAGAUCUACGACGUCGACGUCAGCUAGGACGUCAGGGCUAAGCAGAGGACUGGGACUAGGAUGUUGUCCUAAAUAAAUAGAUAGCUCAAUAUCUACGACGUCAAAUAUUUAGGACGGCAAGCGGAAAUAAAUUGGUAAUAGUUUUUAAAGUAUGCAUGUGUCUCUCUCAAUUUGCUCGUCGUCCACCAAACGUCGACAACCUCAUUUUACCGUCGUGGAUACAAGAGCAUAGCGGUAAUGAAUUCAUGUGUCUCUUUAAAAAUCAUUUUCAAAAGAAUGUAAAUAUUUAUAGUUUAAAUGUCGAUGUCGUGAAUCUAAAGUGGAAGUUUAUUUAUAUUUAGGACGACGUCCUAGUCCCAGUCCUCUGCUUAGCCCUGACGUCCUUGUGACGAAUUUUUUCUCAAUUCGUCGACGUGAGCGCCGGCACACAAGCAAUGUUUAUUUUAAGAAAACUUUAUUACUUCACUGUUUAAAGAAUUGAACAACGAUGACUAUAAUUAUCUACUAAUACAUACGAGCCAGUUCGAAUGAAGAUUUCACAGCACUUCCGCACUUCUUUCUCGGCGAAUAGGUGUACAGUUAUCUAAUCUUUCGUAGACUUCGUAGUUAUCUUUGACGGUGGUCAAGCUCAACUUCAAAUCACGGUUGAGUUACCAUACAUUGAACUUCGCAUUCAUCAGAGCACUGGUUGUCAUCGAAGACACCACCAUUCGCUGCCCUUUAGUACGAUCACCGAAGAUCAUUUACUUGCGACUUCAACAAUUGCAACUUCUCACGUCCUUUUGACUUUCAAUUCACCACCCAAAGUACCACUUCUACCAUGUGCCACUUCUCUUCGUUAAGCUUUUAUGGCUCUCUCUGAUAUUAGCACAUGGUUGCCCCUUUUUAUGGCAACCGAAUUAAUUUGCAUCUACGUCAUAUUUACAUCAUGAAUUAUUUCUACGUCAUAUUUACAUAAUUCAUUAAUCAUUACGUACAGUCCUAGCUGACGUCGACGUCGUAGAUCUUAAGCUAUCUACUGAAUAGCUUUUCACGUCGUGGUGACAUUCAAGAAAGCAACGUUUGCCAUGCUGGCUCUCGUUGACAGAUAAAAAUUAUAUUAAUGCCGCGUAUUCAUUCGACUUUUCACUGCUUAGCGCGUUGUUGUAGCGCGCUUGAAAGGUGAUGUGUUGAGCGAUUUAGAUCAAGCAUGCAAGCAUAAUUUUAGCGAUAAAUGAUAGUCACUAAGUUUGUUGGAUAGUUAGUUUAUCUGCAGUGAUUGAUGGAUAUAGUUAGGUUACCUACAGACUACAGAGUUUGUUGAAUAGUUAGUUUAUCUACAGGGAUUGAUUAUCAACAGGUAUUUAGUUAGUUAGUGUGUGCUAGUUAGUCUACCAAUAAUAUAGUUAGUUAAAUGAAAUUACAUUCGAAAUCUAACACAUUUCCAGGAGAAUGUUGGUCAGGAGAGGAAGGCGAUGUGACGUAUUAUAGAGAUGGAAAAGCCACAACAUGCGUGAACAAAUGUUAUGAACAAUGCCAUAAUUAUGAUCCAUUUUGUACUGGAACGGGAUUUACAAAUUUUGUUUAUCGUGUUAUAAAUGCUACAACAGGUAUAUUGUGAUUUGUGCAUUUUCGACUUUCAGUAGUGUUUGCUGCAUAUGCAAAGCUAGGGAUUGAACAAAAUGCAUGGCUAUUUGAAUAAACGUUCAUUGAACGUUCGGUUUCUGCCGUUAUGUACAUCAAAGGGGGAAACAUAGUUUUUUGAACUAAUUUACUGAUAAUUUCGAUGACUUAGAAAUACAUAUAGGGCAUAUAAACCAACGUGUAGUAAUCGUGUUAUACCACUCACCAUGCAGUCACCUGAUACAGAUAACGGAACGUUUUGGGCUAUACUUCAUUUAUCGUUGGCCAAAUCGCAAGUGAAAAUUCAAUAGUACAGUGUCCCCAUGCAGUGUCCUCAAGAAUCUAAAGCUCCGUUGAUUGUUGCCGAGGCCUGUCAAAUACUGGGGCCGGUUGUACAAAACCUUUCAUCACUUUUUAAUCACUAUUUUGUAGUUAAAUGGUGAUUAACUCUCAAAUACGUGCUUCUUAUUGGAUGACGUUUCCACUAACUAUAGUUAACUUUAAUCACUUUUUUAUACAACCGGCGCCUGGUGUUCUUCUAUUUAUCAAACGUAAAUUUUGUUAAAACCUUUCUCGACAGAUGUAUGUGAGAUACCUUACCAAGCAGUUGGCUGUUACAGUGAACCACCUUCUGAACGAGCCCUUAAUGAACUGAUCCUGGAUGAUAUUAACCCAAUAAGCUCAGAGUUCAUGGGCUAUAUGUCAACAGAAUUUACUGACUGGGAGGAAUAUAUGAAGGGACUGAUAUGUCGUUGUGCGAGGAAAAUCAAGGAGAAAGGUUAUACUACUUUCGCCAUCAAUAAUGGAGGUAAGUGCAUGCAUGCUGCAUGAUAAUGGUGGAAGUCUUGUGAGGGAAAGAUUUCAUUUUUUUAAGAAAGAUAUUAUUAACUAAGCAUAGUAAAUAAGGCCAAAAAAAAAAUAUGUGGGUUUCCGGUUUCUUCUUAUAAAAACUUAGGUAGGGUAGGUCGGUUUUAACUACUUUUUUUUAAACUUUUUUCAAAUUUUUCCUAACAACCGGACGCCAUUUUGUUUAGUCAGUGCUUCAACAUCCAAAGAUAAAUUUCCCUAAUAUUGCCUCAAAUUUCAAUUAUAGUGGGAGCAGGAAUAACAGUUUGAGUUGGGAUUAAUGUUAUGUUAGAAUUAUUUAAGAAAAAUGCGUUGGAGUUGGGGGAUGGAAAUUAAGUUUCCAUUGUUUUGCCUUCAAUAAUUCGUCAUAUUUCAGUUACAAACAUCCGUUUUGCCAGCUCUAAAAGCGCCACAAUCGUAGAAUUCGCGCUUAUAUGAAGUAAGCUACAAAUAUAGCUAAAACGCCUGAAACUAAUCUGACACAGGGUAUCACCAGAAAAUCAAACCGGCUGUAUAUCUGAAACGGAGACAUGGUACUAACUUCAUCCUGUGGUUUUCAGAUUCCAAAAACGCAGUUCUGUUUUACUGCUUUUGCAGCAUAGGACUAUAACUGGGAGCGUAUAUCAAUGACUCCUUUAUUAAUGUAAUGCUAUACGAGUGUACAGCAUAGUGAUUUCAGGAAGGUUGCCCAUGCUAGUUGGAAAAUAUAAGGCUUUAAGGCCCUUUUGGAAACCCUGACAAUCAUUGCAAACUUCGAGCGCUUCAAAUAGAAAACAUUCGCCUCCAAUACCUGUUGCCUCGACAGCAGCGACAUAGCUAUAGAGCCUGUCAACUUUUACAGUUGACUUCGGCGUGCAACAAAUCAUGUUGGAAACAUUCUCUAAUGUUUCUCUGAGGAUGGCUCUGUAAUAAACUGUACUAUAUUUUACCUGUUUUUCAAAGGUCAGUGCUACAGCAGUGCUUCUGCGGACACAAUGUAUGACAUGCAUGGUACAAGUGAAGAAUGUUACCACAACGCGACCACACCAUGUUCAUCAAGCACUUGUAGUGGAGGACAGAACACAAACUACGUGUAUAAACUUCAAGUUGAAGACAACACCGAAUGAAUGCAAGGUAAUCACCUGACUAAUUUUCGGCGUUUCUUUUCGGUUAGGCACCUCUGUAGCGUGUUUUUCAAUGGGGCGGAUAUUUUUGUUAAAAUAUUUUCCACGCUGCAGCUGCAUGUACAUAAUAUGUGAAACAAAACUCGUAUGCUCCGGCGCGCUUAAAUUCAAUAUGGCGAUCAGGGUGCCAAGUCUGGAUUUACCAGCACGUUCACUCCUCAGAUAUCGCCAAUACUCAAUGCUCAAAAAACGUUUCGGGGGUAUGGAUCGAGCAAAGAUUAUGCACAUUUCAGGAGGGAGAAUGCCUUUGUACUACCAAGGGGAUUUUCCGCAAAAAUAUUAUAAAUUUUGGGUGAAAAACCAUUGCAACCAAAAAACCCAUAACAAGUAAACAUAGUAUAAACAUGUACGGAUGUACCGUUGCUUUGCAGAAUUUUCAAAGGGGGAAAAUUUGUGGGCAGACAUACGAACGACAUAUGUUGAUGUCGUGGCAACCGAAUCCGGUAUCGUGUAAAUAGAGUCUUAAUCUCAUGAAAGUCAGGGCCACCGUCACCGAUAUUAAGAAAGGGGAGGGCCUGAGGAGGAGUUACGCCUGAUAGACAACAAUCUCGUUACCCGAGCCUGCGAUCCUCGGGAAGGCACGUGAGGCUCUGGGAUAAUCCGUUGCUGGAAGCUAGGAAUCCUGGCUAAGACUGAACUGCGCAUUCCAUAUCAACGGCCAAUCAGAUUCCUCCCUGAAACGGAUUAUCCCAGAGCCUCAAGUUCCUUCACGAGGAUCGCAGGCUCGGGGAACGAGAUUGGAUAAACAAUAGACAUUGUAAUUGUCUACAGUAUGAUUUGUUUCUUUUUAGGUGCAUCGUUCGUUUUUUGAAUUGAGCUGCGUAUAAUGUAUAAUUGACAAUUGAUAAUUUAGUGUAAAAGUGACCAUAUAACAGUCACAAAUAGAGUUUAUUUCAAAUUCUGAAGAAUGAUUCUUAAUAUGAUUCAAGUAAUUACAUGUAAAACGAUUCAAAUAAUUGAAUAUAUAUGUCAACCAAUGUAAUUCGUACAAUCAGUAUGAUGUACUGUGUUUUAAUGAAUAAUGUAUAUCGCAAAUAAAGGAGCACACAAAAAUUCAGUAUUGACUUAUUUCUGCGGUGUGUCAGACCUCUAGCGACCAUAGAUAUCUUAUAUACACCAGGGAGUGCAUCUAAUAAUACUGCAAUUCAAAAAUUUAAACAUCCAGUUAAACCUAUUCCAAAUACAUUUUCAAACUAUUCAAAUGAUGAAAGUUCUUGUUGUUUUUUAAGCGUUUAUUAGCGAGUGGGAAACUCCAACAUGGCCGCCAUCUAUUCAAAUGGGGGUAACCGCUGGAAUAUUCUUGGCUUCAAUUUUACUAAAAGACUGAGAUGCACUGUCUAGUGUAUAUAAGAUAUCUAUGAAUCAGACCUGCAUGGCUGGUCCAUCUUUCUUUGCACUAAGUUCCACUCCAGAACCAGAAAAACCAGUUCCCCCUCUUUGGAUUGCAACGAUGUCACUUUCUUUUAAUUUCUCACUAGUGAAAGGACAUAACAUGUCCUUUUUAAUCAACUUCUCAACACAGUCCAUUGUCACUACAUUUCCAGUGUUCGCGAGUACAGCACAAGGAACCGAGUUUCCCAGAGCAUCAUGGGUAACAGCACACUUGUAACGAACCUCACGGGUGAUGAGCGAUUUAUCAUCACCAGCAGCGACAGUGAAUUUGACUGGUAUAAGAUCUUUGAUUCGUAAUGGUUUGCCAGACAUUGGACAUCUUGUUUUAGUAUCCGGUUUCUUGGCUUCAUCUGGUUUUGCUUGAGGUGUAAGGGAUGGAAUCCAGAAACUUGGUAGUUCUUUCCCAACU